This is a messenger RNA of Cuscuta europaea, 668 nucleotides long. NCBI's taxonomy places the organism in Eukaryota, Viridiplantae, Streptophyta, Magnoliopsida, Solanales, Convolvulaceae. The record is from the annotation of a GenBank genome assembly.
AUAUAUAGACAAGACAAAGACUAAGCUGGCGGAGUCAAAUUAAACAUUUUAAUGAUAUAAAAAUAAACACAAAUCAGCAGUGUUAGUGUUUCAGUUUGUUUCUUUACUUGACUGUCCAUUUCCUCUGUAUUAUAUUUCUGUUUGGUGUAUCGAUCAAGAAUGGUAGUGAAUCAUCAUCUUCAGAUGAGUGAAGAUGAGAAGGCCAAGUACGAAGAAGCCUUCAAAAUCAUUGACAAAGAUGGAAACGGGAAGGUAAAUAGCCAAGAGCUGGAAAAAGUAAUGAGCUCACUGGGACAGAGCUUAACGGAAGCAGAGGUGAAGGAGAUGAUCAAGCAAGUGGAUAAAAACGGGAGCGGGACGGUAGAGUUAGCCGAGUACCGUGCACUCAUAUAUAAACGGUUGAAGGAUAAAGAAGCAGAAGCGGAGCUGGACGAGGCGUUCAUGGUUUUCGACAAGGACGGGAGUGGCCACAUCUCCGCCGACGAGAUCCGGCAAGGGAUGUCAAAGCUGCAGGUAGAGUUGAGUGACAGAGAGGUGGAAGAGAUGAUAGGGAAGGCCGAUAUUGAUAAGAAUGGGUUGAUUAAUUAUCAAGAGUUUGUCAAGAUCCUCAUGUCCAAAAGGCAAAAGAGGACGACGGAAGGCAAAAAAGACGACUACGGAAAGGGAGA